GGCUGGGAGAAGCCGCCGCCAGCCUGCAGAGUCCUCCGGCUCCCUCGCGGCUCUUCCUUCCAACCCCCCCGAGGCGGCUUUGGGGCUUCUUCCUCCUGCUUUUUGCCGCUGGAUGGCUUUGGGCAGGGCAGGGGACGCGGCGGGCAGAGGAGUGGCUGGUUUCCACCCGGCCCCGAUGACGGCUUUCUCGGCAAGGUCAUCCCGCCUUUUGCCCGGGCUGCAGCUGCCGGAGGUUGGUUGCAAGCAAGAGUUGGCCGCAGCUAUAGCUCUGUCUGUGUAAGCACUUUUCAACAAGACACUGGACUCGCACUAGUGAAGCCAUCUGUAGGCCGUAACUCGGCACACUUCCAUGGGGACUGUACCUGAUCCUCUGAGGUCUGCUAGGCUUUCGUUGGUUGCAGCUCCGGAAGAGAAAAAUGGUCUGAGAGAGCCGCAUUCUCCUAAACUCCUCUGCAAGCAAGCAAGCGUAGAGAGGAACGGUAAUGGCUUUCCUCUUCCUGCCAAGGCGCAGCCUGCUGGAGAUCAUUUGCUUGACAUGAGCUGUGCCACAGUGGAAGAUAAGCCAAGGGAUGAGAAGUGCUGUGGGUAUGAAACUAAUCGAGCAAGCAUGCUUUCUGCUGGGUCUUUAAGCCUCUCCAAAGAAGGUCAUCGGGCCAUGCCAGAGCCAGCAAGUAACUCUGAACAGGAAGGCAGCAAAGGUUCCAGAGACCUGGCUGUAACAGAGGGCCAUGCUCCAGGCCAGAUGGCAGUCAAGAAGCUUCCCGCUCAGGAGGCCAAUGAGGUUAUGCAGAGUGGCGACAGAGGGCAGUUCUGUAGGGCCACUGAUAAGGCAAAUUCCACCUCUGGAGUUGGCAUUAAGGGCAAUGAAGUGGGUGAUGGUCUUUCUCCAUGUCUUCAGUCCACUUCCCAGCAAGCUUCUUCAGCAGUGAAGGAAAACGUAGACGAGAAGAGUGGUCCUGAGAGAACUCACCUUCCAGUGAAGGAGUCCAGAGCUGUCUCUGAUCUUGAAGCCAAGUCCUCCACUUGCAUGGGUGCAGAGCUGAUGGAUAGAAAGGAUGCAGAGCUGAUAGACAGAAAGAACACAAGUCCCUGUCCCAGGACUGAGGUUGUGCCAGAGACAGAACAUAAACCCAGGCUUGAGAGCACACCGCAGCCAUCCUGCAAGACAGAGACUGGAGGGAAGGCAGUGGCAGAGCUUUCCAAAUUCAAAGACACAGGUACAAUGACAGUUCAAACGGACAGUGAUGCUGUCGGUAGGGAGACAGUGCGCAGGGACCACCAAGAUGCCGGGGUCCAAGCAGUGGCCAGUGUAGAAAACAAAUCCUCUUCCACCAGCCCAAGUAUCUUUGCUGCAUUCUUAAGAGAGAAUGUGCAUUCCGAGACACAGCAGAAGCAAGAGCAAUUGCACGUUAUUUAUGCAGGAGGUGGUGGGAAGGAGCAAUCUGAAAUCGUUGACGGCUUUGCACCUCUUCUCCAGAUGGCUCCUCCCAUGGGCGUCGUGUCCGAAGUGCGUGCUCAGGCCGCAGCUCCAGUAGAUACGUCGGGAACUCAAGCCGUCAGGCUUCCGAGUGACCCAGUGGGAAUGCACGAUACUGUCUGCUCAGCUUUGUUGGACAAUGGAAAGCAUCCGUGCUCGCUGACCUCCGACAGCACUCAAGAAACUCCAGUCAACAGGGUAGAAGCACAAAAGGCUGGUGAGGCUGACAGUCGUGGUGAUUCUCAGCAGCCGUCCGAUUCUUCAGUCUCAUUGAAGACCAGACCUGUUUACCAGAUUACUGUCAACAGCAGCAAUCAGCCUGCGGCUUCUCUGCAACCUGUGAAAGUCGAAACCAAACUACCUCCCUCUGCCAUUCAGGAUCCCGGGUCCUGCAUUGCAGAAAACAACCAGGCUUCUCCAUCUCACCGCCGAGCAUCUGAACAGGCCAUAUGCACUGCUGUUAGCACUCAUGAUAGCAAACGAGGGCAGCAUUUGCAAAUCCAAACUGUUAGCAAUCUUGAAACCGGUCCGGCUGGUUCCCACAUGGACGUAAAACCAAAGAGGGAAGAGAAGUUCGCCCCUCUUUGUUCGAAAGAGCUGGAAGUCAGUAAAAUGGGAGCUGCCGCUGGGGCCCAGACAAGAUGUAGCCCUGGCACAGGGAAGAGAGAACAGCCUAAAUUUCCAGAGCAUAACAAAGAGAUGAAACUGCCGGGCGGUCAGAGUCUGGCGGCCGUUCCUGAAUCUGAGUCACGAAGAAGUCCUGUUGCUGCUCGAGGACUUCAGGUUGCUAAAAGCAGUGAAAUGAGAAAGGAGGCCAAAACGGUGUCACCUGCUCAACAGAGACUCAAUCUUAGUGGCAAUAAGAAGGAGCCCAGGCCAGCAGCCACGGAGGCCAAAGUGCAGCUGAAGCAGUCCAAACGCGUCAGGGAUGUCGUGUGGGAUGAGCAAGGCAUGACCUGGGAAGUCUACGGGGCAUCCCUUGACCCAGAAUCGUUGGGGAUUGCUAUCCAGAACCACUUGCAGAGGCAGAUCAGAGAACACGAGAAACUGAUGAAGUCUCAAAGCGCCCAGAACCGGAAAUCCAUUUCUUCGGAUACAUCAUCAAAUAAAAAACUGAAGGGAAGGCAACACAGUGUGUUCCAGUCCAUGCUGCAGAAUUUCCGACGUCCUAAUUGCUGCGUCCGCCCCACUGCGUCUUCUGUGUUGGACUGAAAGAUUGGGGAAUAGGGGUGGGGAGGUGACACUCGUCCAUUUGUAUCCAUUUUUGUAUGUGUGCAGCCAGAAAUCCAUGGCAAACGAGCCCCCCCAAGUUCAGCUUUGUUGCCUGAGAUUCUGAUUCAGCACUGGGGAGGUGAGGGGUGGUAACAGUUACCCAUUAUGUUCCCAGUAGCCAUUGCUUCUUAUCUGUCUUUAUUCUGCAGCCAGCACACACAGCUUUUGUGUUAAAGUCCUCGGCCCCAGCCUGUUGCCAAAUGAAAAGACAAGCACAAAUUAAAAUGGCCAAUUUACUGCAGAAA
Molecule: messenger RNA, 2994 nt
Organism: Heteronotia binoei (common prickly gecko)
Lineage: Eukaryota; Metazoa; Chordata; Lepidosauria; Squamata; Gekkonidae
Gene: GPRIN3
Product: GPRIN family member 3
Exons: 2
Coding region: 350-2689 (779 amino acids)
Biological process (GO): neuron projection development
Cellular component (GO): plasma membrane
Source: RefSeq, a predicted model, not a curated record